AUGGCUACCAUUUCUGCAACGUGCUUCCUCUAUAUUCUAUCAUGGUUAUGGUUAUGCACCAUGACACUAUGUGGAACAGUGUUAGAAGACCUAAAAAACUUGCAUCCACCUCCAGAAUUUAACUCCACAAUCAUGACAAACUGUCUCAAUAACCCUUCGCUUAGGUACUGCAGUUCCACUCCCAUGAACUUUGAUGAAAUAUUCAAAUACACCAUUGUUGCUAGCCAUCUCUGCAAUGAAUCAAAGAACCCCAUUUGCAUAGAAUCCUUCCCCAAAGUUGAUCUUAGAAACCGUCCAAACAUUGCACCUCUUUACUUGUCAUUUGAAUUCUUCUGGAGGUAUUGCCCCCUAACCAUUGUUUCCAUUGAUGUGUCAAACAACUCUUUGAAGGGGAAUUUUCCUAUUGAUGUUCUUCAUUGCACUCAAAUCCAUGCUCUUGAUUUAAGCAUUAAUGAGUUUUCUGGUGAUAUUCCGAUUCAGAGUUUCUCUCCUCUCACCAACCUUACUUUCCUUAACCUAUCCUAUAACUGCUUCUCUGAGAGUGAAGAACUAUCUGAUUCACAGUUCUUCAAAAGGUUUAAUUCUUCAAGUUUUCUUCAUUCUGGUGCACUCUUGGAUCACAGAAGGUUCUUCACAUUGAAGGUUGUGAUCUUAUUGGUUGGUUUUCCCAUCCUUGUCAUUCUGAUUGUGAUAUUCUUAGCAUGGGUUUGUUUUCAAAGGCCUGAUUUUCUUCCGAGAAAACUUCAAAGAAGAAGGACCUUCACACCUGCAAUUCUAAACGCGGCUACAUCUGGUUUUUCAAGCAGGAAUUUAGUAGGGAAGAGUGAUGUUGUUCACAUCUACAAAGGGGUCUUGAGAGACGGCACACAAGUGAAAAUUGAGAUGUAUUGGGAUGAGAUAUCAAGGGAGAGAUAUCGUAAAUUUGUUGAAGAAUGCAAGGUGCUCUCUGAGUUAGACCACAAGAACCUUGUUAGGGUUCUAGGGUGGUGUAAGAGCAGAAAAUUCAGGGCUGUUAUCACAGAAUGGACAAGAAAGGAGAAUGUUGAAAUGUGGUUAUUAUCAGAGUCUGCUCCACCACCAUGGAGUCAUAGAGUCAAAGUGUUAAUGGGAGUUGUAGAAUGCAUGCAGUAUCUGCAGGAGGAAUGGCCUCAAGUUGACUAUGAUCUCAACACAAGUAGUGUGCUAUUGACUCAAGAUUUGGAACCAUUAAUUUCAAGGUUCAAAGUUGUAGAUCAUAACAUUAGUACUACAAGAAAUAUAUGCAAGUUUGGUGUAUUCAUGCUGGAAGUGAUACUAAAUAGGAAGGUUCAAGAGGAGUUUGAAGGGGAUGCAAGUGGGUUCAUUAAGUAUAUGAGAAGUGUUGAUCAUGAAGAGUUGCAACAGAUGAUUGAUGAGAGAAUGGAACUAGGUGAGACUAGUUUUCAUCAAGUUAAACAGGCUGUAUCCCUUGGAUUAAUGUGCAUAGACCAAUCAAACAGUGAGCAACCGAGCUUGGCCUUCAUAUCUAAUAGCAUUGCCAGAGCCUACAAGGCUACCCUUGUUUUGCCAUCUGCAAAUCAUACAAUAACAAGAUCCCAUGGAGGCCAUAGAUUUAAGGGACACAAGACAUAA
This is a messenger RNA of Arachis duranensis, 1611 nucleotides long. Its product is annotated as probable serine/threonine-protein kinase At1g01540. The coding region runs from base 1 to 1611 and encodes 536 amino acids. NCBI's taxonomy places the organism in Eukaryota, Viridiplantae, Streptophyta, Magnoliopsida, Fabales, Fabaceae. The transcript has 2 exons. Gene Ontology annotation, biological process: protein phosphorylation. Gene Ontology annotation, molecular function: protein binding; ATP binding; protein kinase activity. The record is from RefSeq and is a predicted model, not a curated record.